Molecule: messenger RNA, 429 nt
Organism: Daucus carota subsp. sativus
Lineage: Eukaryota; Viridiplantae; Streptophyta; Magnoliopsida; Apiales; Apiaceae
Exons: 1
Coding region: 1-429 (142 amino acids)
Source: RefSeq, a predicted model, not a curated record
AUGGCGCGUCAAUUUGUCAUUUUUGCCACCCUUGUUGUGGUCUUGGCAAUGGAAAUAGCUUCCGUGGCCUCUGCAGGGAAGAAAGAAUCUCGCAAGAUUGCUGGAACAGUUGUGGAUCUCACCGGUGGUGGUGCAAAUGCACCAUCCCCAGGCCCAUCCCCAGGCCCAUCUAGUGCAGGCGCGCCAUCUCCAGGCCCCUCGGGUGCUUCUGCACCAUCCCCAGGCCCCGUGGGUGCAGAGGCGCCAUCCACAGGCCCCUCAGGUGCUUCUGCACCAUCCCCAGGCCCAUCAGGUGGAUCAGACCAACCAUCCAUCCAAGAAAUGUCUGAUUCCACCGGCUCAUGGCCAGAGCCAGAGGCUCUAGGCCCCUCAUCAAGUGCAGAUGCACCAUCUCCAGACGGUGCAGACCUUGCUUCAGACCAGCUUUAA